AGUUAUAGUCACAUUUCUACGCCGUACGUAGCGGCACUGCCAAAUUUUCCGAAAUAAUUAUCCUCGAGCACUGCUCGUGCCUGGACAAUCCCAGAUAAGUCGUUCUGGAGAUAUUCAGCUACUACUCGGUUUAGUCGUCCGCAGAGUUGAAAUAAGAAUUGCCAGUUCAAAAUUGACGCUCACCCAAGAAGGUCACAAACCAUUACAAUGAGUCGACUUGUUCUGGCUGCAUUCCUGGUCGGAGCGUUCCUGGCCUCCACGACCUUGGCCCGUUACUGCGAUGGAAUUCCGGAGGGAACCCUCAUAAACUGGCACGACGUAGCGCUGUGCAACAGAUUCUACGCGUGCCAGCAUGGCGUCGAUCACGAGUGGUUCUGCCCCCCGGGGCAGUUCUUCAGCCAGCGCAACCAACAGUGCGAGGCCACGUGCAACGUGAUUGAUAGGCAGCAAUGGUGCGCCGGACUGCCCGAUGGAACGUUUAUCCGAAUUCCUCCGGGUGAACCGGCGGACUGCAACCGCUACUACACGUGUAUGGCCGGAGUAAUGCACCCGCAGGCUUGUCCGCCCGGGUUCUGGUUCUCGCAGCAGCUGCAGAUGUGCGUGGUUGAUCAGUCGCAGUGUUAGAAGGGAGUGCUUUGUACUUAAUCAUACGUUUCUUGUAAUAAAGUUGUGUGAACAUCGUCGCUGUUCUUUGCUCAGGUAAAAAAUA
Messenger RNA from Culex quinquefasciatus (southern house mosquito), 709 nucleotides. RefSeq lists its product as uncharacterized. Gene Ontology annotation, molecular function: chitin binding. Lineage: Eukaryota; Metazoa; Arthropoda; Insecta; Diptera; Culicidae. The record is from RefSeq and is a predicted model, not a curated record. Gene Ontology annotation, cellular component: extracellular region. The coding region runs from base 208 to 624 and encodes 138 amino acids. The transcript is spliced from 2 exons.